This is a messenger RNA of Chinchilla lanigera (long-tailed chinchilla), 1282 nucleotides long. It is a transcript of the gene Lratd1, whose product is annotated as family with sequence similarity 84, member A. The transcript has 2 exons. The coding region runs from base 294 to 1184 and encodes 296 amino acids. Lineage: Eukaryota; Metazoa; Chordata; Mammalia; Rodentia; Chinchillidae. The record is from RefSeq and is a predicted model, not a curated record.
UCGGGAGCGGGGAAGUCACGGGUACGGAGGAUCUGCUUUCUCGGCCUCGCGGACGUUCUUCCUGCCCCCGGUCUCAGAUCGAGCGGCGAAGAGGAGGACGGGGGCUCAGGGCUGAAAGUGGAGCCCUCGGCAGCCCCCUGCUCGGUGCCCGGUCUCGCUUCCUCGCCGCCCCCUCCGUCUCUUUGUUCGGAUAUUUUAGACCCAGUAGCCUAGCUCUGCGCAGUCCGAUUGGCUCUGCCGGGGACAGGGUUGGCAAAAUCCCCGUUCCUGGCCCUCACCUCGCCGCGUCAUUGAUGGGCAACCAACUGGACCGCAUCACCCACCUCAACUACAGCGAGCUGCCCACAGGGGACCCGUCUGGGAUUGAAAAGGACGAGCUUCGGGUCGGGGUCGCCUACUUCUUCUCGGAUGAGGAGGAGGACCUGGACGAACGCGGGCAGCCCGACAAGUUCGGCGUGAAGGCCACUGCCGGCUGCAGCCCCUGCCAGGAGAGCCCGGACCACCACCACCAUCACCACCACCACCACUUGCUGCACCAGCUGGUGCUCAACGAGACUCAGUUCUCCGCCUUCCGGGGCCAGGAAUGCAUCUUCUCCAAAGUGAGCGGCGGCCCUCAGGGCGCCGACCUGAGUGUCUACGCGGUGUCCGCGCUGCCCGCACUUUGCGAGCCCGGCGACCUCCUGGAGCUGCUCUGGCUGCAGCCAGCGCCCGAGCCCGCGGCGCCCGCCCCGCACUGGGCCGUCUACGUGGGCGGCGGCCACAUCAUCCACCUGCACCAGGGCGAGAUCCGCCAGGACAGCUUGCACGAGGCGGGUGCGGCCAACGUGGGCCGCGUGGUGAAUAGCUGGUACCGCUACCGCCCACUGGUGGCGGAUCUGGUGGUGCAGAACGCGUGCGGCCACCUGGGCCUCAAGCGAGAGGAGAUCUGCUGGACGAACUCGGAGAGCUUCGCCGCCUGGUGCCGCUUCGGCAAGCGCGAGUUCAAGGCCGGCGGGGAGCUGCCGGCAGGCACGCAGCCCCCGCAGCAGCAGUACUAUCUCAAGGUGCACCUGGGGGACGACAAGGUGCACACUGCCCGCUUCCACAGCCUGGAGGACCUCAUUCGAGAGAAGCGCCGCAUAGACGCCAGCGGCCGCCUGCGCGUGCUGCAGGAGUUCGCCAACUUCGUUCGCGACAAGGAGUAGCGCCGGGGCCGCCCCGGGCCUAACCCCCGCCCCGGGCCUGCCCGCCUCGAGCGCCCUGUGCCGCAGGUGCCAGCUCGGGGCUGAAGCCUCGAUCCCGA